Triticum dicoccoides is the source of this 1071-nucleotide messenger RNA. RefSeq lists its product as uncharacterized. NCBI's taxonomy places the organism in Eukaryota, Viridiplantae, Streptophyta, Magnoliopsida, Poales, Poaceae. The record is from RefSeq and is a predicted model, not a curated record. The transcript is spliced from 2 exons. Bases 1 to 1071 code for a protein of 356 amino acids.
AUGGCGGCCAACCCCGUCCACCAUCGCCGGACCAAGCACAUCGAGCUCGACAUCCAGUUUGUGUGCGAGAAAGUGGCGUUGGGUGAGCUGCGUGUUCUCCAUGUGCCAACCUCCCAACAAUUCGCCGACGUGCUCACCAAAGGACUGCCCACGGCGGCGUUUCAAGAUUUCCGGUCCAGCUUCAUCCUCAUGGACUCCAGGGAGCUCGGUGACGAAGAACGCUGUGACCACCCGACGUGGACCAAACGGGAGCGGUGCAACGCUGCCGACUUCCACCUCGCCGUCUGUGACCCGCUGUCCAGCAGAUACGUCUUGCUUCCAACCAUACCUGAGGACCUCGCCGCCCAACCGCAGGAUCGCCUCCAUGGAUUCGGGCCCGUGCUUGCUCCCAACACCAGGGACGACGGCGAGGAAGAGCCCUUCAAGGUGAUAUGCAUAGCAAGAUACAUGAUGAAGCUUGUCCUCUUUGUGCUCCCGGCCACAACUAUGCAAUGGUCUAUGCUCGAGCCUCCCACCUCACCUUCGUUGGAACGCAUGUCCUGUUUUGACUGCGUGCGCUGCUGCUUCUACUGGACACGGCCUUAUGGCUGGAGUGACCAUUUGAUGGUGCUGGACACACGCACUUUGAGGUUUUCCACUGUCGACCUUCUCACCGGCUACCAUCUGGAGCUCAGCGAUCUGCCUGACGAGUGCUUUGCCCAUCGUCACGCAAAUGCCGUUGUGAUGGGCCGAGAAGGAGUCCUUGAGAUGUUUUCCCUUGUCGGUCAACAUGGAUCCUUUGCCCUCUACCAUACCUCUCUGAAGAAUAGUUCGCAGCAGUGGAAGCUAGAGAAGAUCAUACAGCUUCCUGGGCAGUAUCAUUCCAUUUGCACAAUGCGUGCAGCCGAGGGAUUCUUGUUCUUCCGAGGCUCUCCAGAAGGUAUUCAUGUUGGGAAUGUGGAUUGCUACUCAAUGGAGGUCAAGACUUAUGAAAUUACCAAAGUCCGCACAAAGAUGGAGAAUACCUUCAAUCCCACACGUGCCCUCCCAUACUUUAGCUUCCCACCGCUGUUAUCAGAACCAACUAUCUGA